Corylus avellana is the source of this 402-nucleotide messenger RNA. The record is from RefSeq and is a predicted model, not a curated record. NCBI's taxonomy places the organism in Eukaryota, Viridiplantae, Streptophyta, Magnoliopsida, Fagales, Betulaceae.
AUGUCUCCCUAUCGGCUGGUUUAUGGCAAGGCGUGUCACCUCCCUGUGGAAUUAGAACACAAAGCUAUGUGGGCCACCAAGCAGUUCAAUUUCGACAUGCAAGCUGCCGGUCCGCACCGGAAACUUCAGUUGACAGAGUUGGAGGAGCUGCGGCGAGAUGCCUAUGAUAGUGCUUGCCUUUAUAAGGAGGGGACUAAGGCCUUUCAUGACAAACAUAUCUUGCCCAAGAAAUUUGUUCGCGACCAGAAAGUAUGGCUUUUCAAUUCCAAACUCUGGCUUUUCCCUGGGAAGCUCCGUUCUAGAUGGGACGGCCCCUUCAUAGUCACCUCAGUGUCACCCCAUGGAGCCGUUGAAUUGCGGGACCCAAAGGAUGGAUUUGAGGAAUUCCCAACCAUAUAUUGA